This is a messenger RNA of Gossypium raimondii (Peruvian cotton), 3457 nucleotides long. RefSeq names its product kinesin-like protein KIN-14R. Gene Ontology annotation, molecular function: microtubule motor activity; ATP binding; microtubule binding. Lineage: Eukaryota; Viridiplantae; Streptophyta; Magnoliopsida; Malvales; Malvaceae. Gene Ontology annotation, biological process: microtubule-based movement. The transcript is spliced from 19 exons. Bases 128 to 3316 code for a protein of 1062 amino acids. The record is from RefSeq and is a predicted model, not a curated record.
AACAUCAGUAGUUUUUAUAGUUAGCUACAUAGUCAAAAAGGUAAAAGAAACAUUAAGCAAGAUUUUGAAAAACACAGGUCCACCUACGAAUUCCCUCCUUUUUUUUUUCCUUGUAGGUCUUUCUCCGAUGGCAGAAUCUCAAAUCCCUAAAUCUCAUCUCCAACUCUCCAAGAUCCAAAGCCCAAAUUCCAGGCCUUGCAGUUUGCUUAACUGUGAACAAGAUACUAUGAAUUCUGAGUUCGAGAAUGAGAAUCAAGAAGAUGAAGUGGAUUCGACACUCUGCUUUUCUGGUUCAAGAUUGAUUAAAUCUGGUUUUGAAACCUCUGAAUUUUCAGACACUGCUGUUAUGUUUGUAAAUGCUGGAGGAGGGGCUUUAAAGAACGAAGGAGCGAGCGGAGUUGAUGUUUGUGGAGAUAAAUUUUUCGAAGGAGGGGAUGUUUUGCGAACCAUUGAAAGCAUCAAUGGUGGUGGCGAUAUGCCACCCAUUUAUCAAUCAGCACGCUUUGGAAACGUCACUUACCGAUUCAAUGAUUUCCCCCCGGGGGACUAUUUGGUUGAUCUUCAUUUUGCUGAAAUUGUGAACACCAAUGGACCUAAAGGAAUGAGAGUUUUUGAUGUCUUCAUUCAAGAAGACAAGGUAUUGUCUGAACUUGAUGUAUACUCUAUAGUUGGAGCAAACAAGCCAUUACAAGUGGUUGAUAUUAGAGCUUCCGUGGGGGCGAGCAGGGAGAUUGUUGUAAGGUUUGAAAGUGUCUGUGGAAGCCCAAUAGUUAAUGGGAUUUGCAUAAAACGGGCUACAGAAUUAGCUGAUAAAGUGUCUCGACUGAAUUGCGAUUAUCUUGUAUGCAACAAUUGUGAUGCUGAAAUAGAAAUUUCAUCACCUCUGAAGAAACAUAUGAAAAUGAAAUCUACAGUAAAGUAUGAAAAGAAGAUAGAAGAGCUGAAGAACCUGUGCCAGCUCAAGACAGAUGAAUGCUAUGAAGCUUGGAUGUCAUUAACAACUUCAAAUGAACAACUAGAGAAGGUCAGAAUGGAACUCGACAACAAGUUCUUCCAGAAUUUGAAUUUAGAUAGGGCCCUGGAACAACAAGCUGCAAAGUUGAAAGACAUUUCUACUAAAUAUCAGUGUGAUAAGAGAUUAUGGGUUGAUUCCGUCAUUGAGUUGGAAAGAAAAAUAAAGAUCAUAAAGCAAGAGCAUUCUCUGCUAUCUAAUAAGGCGCAUGACUGUGCUGAUUCAAUUCCAGAAUUAAACAAGAUGAUAUUUGCUGUUCAAGCACUGGUGGCACAGUGUGAAGACCUAAAACUAAGGCUCAAUGAGGAGCAGGCAAUGAGGAAAAAGCUACAUAACCAGAUACAGGAAGCAAAAGGAAAGAUCAGAGUGUUCUGUAGGUGCCGUCCAUUAAGAGAUGACGAGGCUUCAGCUGGGCAUACAACGAUUGUAGAUUUUACUGCAGCUAAGGAUGGAGAUAUAGGGAUACUUACAGGAAGCUCCAUGAAGAAAAUUUUCAAAUUUGAUCGAGUUUAUACACCUAAGGAUGAUCAAGUUUCGGUGUUUGCAGAUGCUUCCCCAGUGGUAACUUCGGUUUUAGAUGGUUACAAUGUCUGUAUAUUUGCAUAUGGGCAGACAGGAACUGGGAAGACUUUUACCAUGGAAGGUACAGGACAAAAUCGAGGAGUCAACUAUAGGACUUUAGAGCAGUUGUUUAAAUUAAUCGAAGAGCGGAAAGAAAUUUCUACCUUUAGUAUAUCUGUCAGUGUACUUGAAGUCUACAACGAGCAAAUCAGAGACUUGCUUGCAACUGAACCAGCAUCAAAAAGGUUGGGGAUAAGGCAAGCUUCAGAGGGGUUUCAUCAUGUUCCUGGGAUAGUGGAGGCUAAAGUUGAAAAUAUUAAGGAGGUUUGGAAUGUGCUACAGGCUGGAAACAAUGCAAGAGCUAUAGGGUCAAACAAUGUGAAUGAGCAUAGUAGCCGAUCUCACUGCAUGCUAUGCAUAUUAGUUAAAGCAAAGAAUUUGAUCACUGGUGAGUGCACCAAGAGCAAAUUAUGGCUUGUGGAUUUGGCCGGUAGUGAAAGGCUAGCAAAAACUGAAGUGCAAGGAGAUCGGCUUAAGGAAGCCCAAAAUAUCAACAGAUCACUUUCUGCUUUAGGAGAUGUGAUUUCUGCUUUGGCAAACAAAAGCAGCCACAUCCCAUAUAGGAAUUCCAAGCUCACACAUCUACUCCAAGAUUCCUUAGGAGGCGAUUCUAAAACCUUGAUGUUUGUACAAAUCAGCCCUUCGGAGCAGGACUUAGGUGAGACCCUAAGUUCAUUAAAUUUUGCAAGUCGGGUCCGAGGAGUGGAGUUGGGUCCAACAAAGAAACAGGUUGACACCGCUGAGCUUCAAAAGUUGAAACAGAUGCUUGACAAAGCCAAGCAAGAAUUGAAAUCGAAAGAUGACGCUUUAAGAAAGUCAGUGGAGAACUUUCACAACUUAGAGGAUAAAGCCAAAGCUAAGGGUCAACUUUGCAAAACCCAAGAAGAAAAGCUCAAUGAACUUGAAAACCAGCUUUCAUCCAAGGCAGAGUUAUGUAAACAAUUAGAGAGGCAGUUGUGGCAACUUUCAGAAAGAAUGAUGGAAAAGGAAGAAAUUUGCUCAAAUUCCCAGCUAAAGGUUGUGGAGCUCGAGAACAAACUGAAAGAGCAUGUUCAGAAUCAGACAGCAUCCUUGUCUCUACAGAGAAAGGUGAAGAAGCUUGAAGACAUUUUGAAAGAGAGAACACGGGAAUUUGAGCUUCAUUCAGGGACGCUUCAACAGAAGGUUAAAGAACUCGAAAACAAGUUGAAAAUGGAAAGAGAAAGUGGAGGAUCACAACAAAAGGGUAAUGAACUUGAACAAAAGUUGAGGCAACACCAGGAACAGACAAUGCGACCGGGAUUAUCAUAUUCUGCAGAGAAAUCACAAGUCACACCCAUUGAAACCAUAUAUGGCAUGAAUCCUACAACUAGAAGGAGCUUAAACUCAAAUGGGAGAAGGAUGAAUGAGAUGGGGUCAGACUUGUUGAAAGGAACGGAGUCGCUUAGAGAGUUGAGAAGGAAAAGACAGAUCGAGAGCAAAGGGAUUGAGAACAAUGUGUUGCUAUCGUCUGCUUUCGUGGAGAAGAAGGUAUGGAGUGAAACAAACAAAGCAAGGCAAAUUGAGCAGUGGCCAUGUAGGAUUACAAGGAGUGGGAAAUCGGUAAAUAGUGUUGAGAAAAGCUUCACCGGCAAUAGAAUCAACUGGGAUCAGGGUAAAGAGCCCAGAGAGAGUAGCAAUAAGUUGAAAAUGUGGUUAAGAUGAUGGUCGGAAAUGAUUUUGACAUGAUUGUUCUAUUUUUCUUCCUUUUUUAGCUUUAAGUGUUUUUAGUACUGAGAAUAUAUAAUCCAGUAUAAUCAUUUCUCUUGAUUGAUUGAUAUAUAUGAUAAAUAUCAAAUUUAUACA